Molecule: messenger RNA, 729 nt
Organism: Thlaspi arvense
Lineage: Eukaryota; Viridiplantae; Streptophyta; Magnoliopsida; Brassicales; Brassicaceae
Source: the annotation of a GenBank genome assembly
AUGCUGAAAUGUAUGUUAGAUAACUCGGGUUUGACCUUUGGUCGAACGAUCAGAUCGUUCUUCUUUAGUACUGUCAAGAACGUGAUAUUAAUGGGGAAUACUUGUGUUGGGCCAAGCAUUUCGAAGAAUAGUUUCUUCCAAUCGGUCUCUGCAGCAGUUUGGAGGUCUCGAUUGCCCGCAGACAAUGUUUCCACCACCAACGAGGAAAGUAGGAAAACUGGCAAUUUGAAGGAUUUCUACACAUUGGGGAAGAAGCUUGGACAAGGUCAAUUUGGGACCACCUUUCUCUGUGUGGAGAAGGCUACUGGGAAAAAGUUUGCUUGUAAAUCCAUUGCUAAGAGGAAGUUGUUGGCUCCAGAUGAUGUCGAGGAUAUAAUGCACCACUUGGCUGGGCAUCCAAAUGUUAUAUCAAUCAAAGGGGCUUAUGAGGAUGGCAUGGCAGUUCAUGUUAUUAUGGAGCUGUGUGAAGGGGGAGAGCUUUUCGAUCGGAUUAUUCAACGUGGGCAUUACACAGAAAGAAAGGCAGCUGAGCUUACCCGGAUCAUAGUUGGGGUGGUAGAAGCCUGCCAUUCUCUGGGCGUAAUGCAUCGUGACCUAAAGCCGGAGAAUUUUCUCUUUGUUGAUCAGAAGGAGGAUUCUCUUCUCAAGACUAUUGACUUUGGAUUAUCUAUAUUCUUCAAGCCAGAUAUGGCAAAUGGCAUUCUUCCUCAAAGUUAUGAUGCCAUAUAG